Molecule: messenger RNA, 801 nt
Organism: Myotis lucifugus (little brown bat)
Lineage: Eukaryota; Metazoa; Chordata; Mammalia; Chiroptera; Vespertilionidae
Gene: CUNH22orf23
Product: chromosome unknown C22orf23 homolog
Exons: 7
Coding region: 139-792 (217 amino acids)
Source: RefSeq, a predicted model, not a curated record
CGCGCGGUGCCACGGUAGAACCGUGAUUACGGUCUUCGGUUCUCGGAGCCCAGCCACCGCUGGGGGCGGGGUGGGUCCCAGCCGCCGCUGUCUGCGUGGGGCCCCACCCAACCUGCGUCUUACUUUAGGAGCCCUCCCAUGGCUUCCCAGGAUAGGGUAAAGGCAGUGACCAAAGGAACGGGCUUCUGUCGCUGCCCCAAGCAGACCACUUACACCCUUGGAACCUGCGAGCUCCUCAGAGUGAUGAUGAAGGAAUCCAAACUGACUAAGUUCCAACAGCGACACAUCAUGGACACCAUGAAAAAAGGAGAAGCUCUGCCCCUGUACUGCAGCCCGACAUCCAGCCAGAGGGUCUUGCCUGCCAAGCAGCCGGCCUCAGCCGUCUGCCUGCCUCCCAUCCUGGCGGCCCGGUCCCAGCUCCGGCCUGCCAGCAUGUGCCAGGCCAAUGGGGCCUACAGCCGGGAGCAGUUCAAGCCUCGAGCCACCCGAGAUCUGGAGAAGGAGAAGCGAAGACUCCAAGACAUCUUUGCAACGGGGAAGGAUAAGGAGGAGCGGAAAAGGAAGCCCCGUGCUGUGCAGCGGAAGGACCCAGCCCCCGAGCCGGACCGGUUUGAAGAACUGGUCAAGGAGAUCCAGGAGAGGAAAGACUUCCUGGCUGAGAUGGAGGCCCUGGGCCGGGCCAGACAGUACCGAGGGCUCAUCCUCACGGAGAUCUCCCAGAAACUACGGGAAAUGGAGGACAUUGACCACCAGAGGAGCAAGGAACUCAGGAAGGCUCUGGCCACCGCCUGAUCCGUCUCC